AUGGCUCUGUUCAGGGCGGUCUUCGACCCUCCUCCAGAGGGCAGAGAGGGAAGUGAGCGACUUUUCCAACUCCAGCAGGAUACCCAGACCGCUGCGGAGUACGCCCUCACCUUUCGGACUGUGGCAGCCUCCAGCGGAUGGAAUGAGCUGGCGCUCCGCAUGCUAUUCCACAGUGGACUGCACAAGGAGGUCCAGACAGAGUGUUGGGAUGACAACAUAUCCUUAGACGCUUUCAUCGCGAUGGCCAUCCAUGUGGAUAACCUUCUUCAAGAGCGCCGGUGUCCACCUCGCCACUCUCCUCCCUCCUUUGGCUGUCCUGAGAGAGAGCCUGAACCCCACCAUCUCCUGGUCGAGGAUGAGAAUCACCACCUGCGGACCAGGAUGCCGGAGGACCUGCUUUUCCGUACCCUGUGGUUCCACGUUGGUGGAGGAUCCUAUCUGGUAUGUUUGGGUAAUGAGAGCAGGUACCAUAUCAACCGUAUUUCGGUGGACCGUCUAACCUUCUCCUUGCUGAUCCCCAGCCUGGCUCCAGGGAUCCGUUACAGUGUGGAGGUCGGAGCCAGCACUGGGGCAGGCCCAGGGGUCAAGUCUGAUGUCACCUUCUUCCAGAUAGACUCAUCGGGGCGUAUGACGGAGGGUGUGGUGGACUCAGAGAACACUCUGUCCCAGCAGAUCAGUGACGUGGUGAAGCAGCCGGCCUUCAUAGCGGGGAUAGGAGCAGCCUGUUGGAUCAUCCUCAUGGUGUUCAGUAUCUGGCUCUACCGACAGCGCAAGAAGAGGAGUGGCCUCAGCACUAACUACGCAGGCAUCCGCAAGGUGCCAUCCUUUACCUUCACUCCUACAGUGGCGUACCAGAGAGGUGGAGAGGCUGUCAGCAGUUCAGGAAGGCCAGGUUUGCUGAACAUUGGGGAGUCUGCUACCCAGCCCUGGUUGGCUGAUACCUGGCCCAACUCCUGCUCCAAUCACAACGACUGUAGCAUGAACUGCUGCACCGCAGGACAGGGCAACAGUGACAGCAACCUGGCUACAUACAGCCGCCCAGCCGACUGCAUCGCCAACUAUAACAACCAGAUGGAGAGCAAACAGACCAACCUGAUGGUGCCGGAGGGAGGAGUGUACGGAGACGUGGACCUCUCCAACAAGAUCAACGAGAUGAAGACUUUCAACAGCCCCAACCUGAAGGACGGACGCUUCGUAGGGCCGGGUGGACAGCCCACCCCCUACGCCACCACACAGCUCAUCCAGUCGUCUAUCCUGGGAAACAACAUCAACACAGACAGAGACAGAGGGAGUGGAGGGGGAGGAGGAGGGGGAGGGGAGAUAAACGAGAAACAUGGCUGGAAACCCACCCCGGUUCAGCUGCAGAAGCAACAGGAAAUGACCUCACAGCUCCACCAGUAUAACAUCAUGGAGCAGAACAAGCUAAACAAGGACCACUACAGAGGAGGGGACAGUCCCAUGCCUACCACCAUCCCCUAUAACCAGGCCCACGAGGCCCACACCGUGGGCUCCUACAACAGCUCUGACCGCGGCAGCAGCAGCACCUCCGGGAGUCAAGGUCAGAAGAAGGGAGUGCGUACCCCCAAACAACCCAAACAGAGCACAAUGAACUGGGCUGACCUACUGCCUCCUCCCCCUGCUAACCCACCCCCCUGCCGCAACAUGGAGGAGUACUCCCUGUCCAUGGACGAGAGCUAUGACCCAGACAUGCAUUGCUCCCUGCCCCCCUCCCGCAUGUACCUGCAGCCAGAUGAACUGGAAGAGGAGGAUGAGGAUAAGGAGGAGGAGGAGAUGGAGAGGGGUCCCACUCCCCCCAUCAGAGGGGCUGCCUCGUCCCCCGCCGCGGUGUCCUACAGCCAUCAGUCCACGGCCACCCUCACCCCCUCGCCCCUGGAGGACCUGCAGCCCAUGCUCCAAGACACACCAGACAGCAUGGGCUCUGGACACGAGCGCAGACGCCAUGCAGUGAGCCCCCCUCCCCGGCCCCUCUCCCCCUCACACACCUACGGCUACAUCUCAAGCCCCCUGGCUCUGGACACAGACGGCAUGGAGGAGCAGGAGAUGUUGGAGGAAGAGGAGGAGGAGGAUGGGGACGAGACAGACGCGGAGGUGGCCAAGGUGCACCACCACCCUCACCACCCCCACCACCCCCAGCAGAUGCACCCCAGGAGGCUGCUGCUACGGGGCCUGGAGCAGACGCCAGCCUCCAGCGUGGGGGACCUGGAGAGCUCUGUGACGGGCUCCAUGAUCAACGGCUGGGGUUCGGCCUCCGAGGAGGACAACGCCUCUUCAGGACGCUCCAGCGCCGUCAGCUCCUCAGACGGAUCCUUCUUCACAGACGCCGACUUCGCCCAGGCUGUGGCCGCUGCUGCAGAGUACGCAGGCCUCAAGGUGGCCAAGUACCCCAACCCCACGCAAGGCCAGGAGGGAGGCCCCGGAGCACGAAAGUAUCAAAUGACCCCUUCAGGCCACCGUCCUGGCAGCCCCCUGUCCACAGACAGUAACAUGAGCACGGCCAACAUGCAGAAGAGGCCUCCUAAGAAGCAGAAACAGCACACUGCAGCGGGCCUUCCAGGGCUCCAGCGACGAGAGGCCUACCCUGAAGAUCUGCCCCCUCCCCCCAUCCCCCCUCCAGCGGGGCUCAAGUCCCCCACACACCCCUCCAAGACAGCCCUGGAGGCCCGGGGGAUUAUGUCCCCCAAGGCAGGCGAGGGCAGGGACAGGAGAGGGGGCUCAGGAGGAGGGUACCGGCCACGGGAGGGAUCGGACCCCCGUACCAGCUCCUCGGAGCGCCGGGAGACCCAGGACAGACAGAAGAUCCCCCGCACAGGGAAAGGGAAUAAACAGGAGGGGAGCAGCACCAAGGCACGCCAACACCCAGGACCAGAGGACAUCCUGCCCUACAGCCGCCCCUCCUUCCCCACGGUCCACAGUCCCCGAGACAGGGACCCCAGCUCCUCCAGCUCCAUGUCCUCCCGGGGCUCAGGGGGCCGGCGGAGAGGAGAGGGGGGGCCAGGGGCCCGCAGGAACCCCAACGACAUGGGCCUCAACACCAUGGGGGCCUUCCAGCCAGGAGACGAUGACUUAGAGAUGGUGGAGAGCUGAAGUACUAGACGGGAUGAACAGGAAGUACUGUCCAGAAUGAAGUUUCCCGAGAGGAGGAAUGCCGUGACCGUUCCCCUGCCCAUUUGAAAUAUCUCAGUAUCUCACCAUCAUGUUUGCUGACAAAUACUGUACAUCAAUUGUGUUUCUAUACAUCUGGAAAACAAACCAAUUGUUUUUCUAAUUUAUCAUUUUCUAUGUCCAUUUUAAUGAAAAAAAAAGUCAAGCAAAAUACCCAGUAGUAUGUAAUGUUUUAUUAAGGUGAUAGGGAGUGCAGUGGACUCCAGGUAUUGACACAAUCCACUUGGCUUGCCUCUGCCCUUACAGCCAGGUGUUACUGUAAUGCCAUGAGUUACAAGCAGAGGGGUGGACUGUCUUGUAAAUAUACCUGUACACAUAAUGUCCUUUUGUAUAGCGUACUUCAAAUUUGUCUUCCUUGUUUUAUUUCGCGAAUUAUAAUUUUAUCAUGCCAGUAAAUAUAAUUAUUUUAUUGUUUUCCAUCCAUGUUGUAAAUUGCUAUAUUAUUUAGCCGCCCCAAGAAAGUGCCACUGUUCUUUUUCUUUUUGUAAUGCACUGUUAUAUUUUUGGGUCGUUGUCAAUGUUUGUUAUUUGUUUUACUUUGGUUUUAAAAGCACAAUCACUAAACUUUAUUUUAAACCAUUUUAUCUAUUAACCUUUUUGUCUUAUUGGAGGAAUACAGGUAUGACAAAAAGAGUCUUGUUAAUCCUGAUGAUGAUGAUGAUGUAGGUAAAGGUGAUAAGCUGUUUACGAUGGGGCGUGGAUUGAAAGGAGACUUCCUGUGUCAUGAUUGGCUCAUUUCAGAUUCUGAUGCUAGCUCAUGUGACGACCCCCAACACAGACACAGUUAUUGUGGGUCAUAGCAGCAAUGUAAAUGUGUUUUUGAAUUGACCGUAGUUCCAGCCAUUGCACAUUCAUUCAAACGGUUACAUUGUCUACUAAUGCACUUAAAAGAAUGUAACAUAUAGAAAAUGGGCAACACCUUGUGAAUCUGGAGAGGCCGUGAUUGGACAAGGAGAGUCUCUUUUCCAGAGAAGGGAUUGGUCGGUGGAUCCCUUCUCUGGAGGAGAGAGGGUUCUGUUGUUUAUUCAUCUGCAAACAUUUGUUUCGUAAAGCAAAAAAAGCAAAAUAACUUUAUGAAUAAAAAAUGUUCAAACUG
Coregonus clupeaformis (lake whitefish) is the source of this 4279-nucleotide messenger RNA. Its product is annotated as roundabout homolog 1-like. The record is from RefSeq and is a predicted model, not a curated record. NCBI's taxonomy places the organism in Eukaryota, Metazoa, Chordata, Actinopteri, Salmoniformes, Salmonidae.